AUGGCGAGGAGUUGGGCUAAGCUUGAUCGAAUGCUUGUCAAUAAUGAAUUUGCGUUAAAAUUCGGGACUGCCUCAGCUCAUUUUUUGGAGAGAAGAACUUCUGAUAAUGCCCCUCUCUUGGUACAAUUUGCAGAGGACUAUACUAGGUAUGGUCCGAUGCCUUUUCAUUUUCAAAAUAUGUGGGUAGCUCAUGAAGAAUUCCUUAAGAUUAUGGAGAGUUCUUGGAAAGAACUGUUUCCUGGAAAUGGAUUAUUGGUAUUGGCCGGAAAAUUAAAGAGAUUGAAAGUGACAUUAAAAAGAUGGAAUAAAGAGGUUUUUGGUAGAAUGGAGGGGACAAUUAGAGAAUUAGAAGAAAGAGUGGAGGUGCUAGAUGUUGAGCUUCAAAACCAAUACACGAGGAAGCUUGAAUGUGAUUUUCUUAAAGCUAGUAAUGAGCUGGAUCAGUGGGUACAAAGGGAGGACACUCGAUUACGGCAGCAGGCUAAACAAAGAUGGAUGGAGGAAGGUGAUCAGAACACAAAGUACUUUCAUGUCGUAAUUGCACAAAGAAGGCGAAAUGCUAUGGUGAAGAACAUGAAACUUUCUGGUGGUAGGCUUCUUGAGUCACCUGUAGAAAUACAUGAAGAAGCUACAAGGUAUUUUGAAAGGUUUUUGUCUGAAGAAGAGAAUUUGGAGUUGCCUGAUUUAUCUACAUUAAUUAGCUCUGUGGUGGGUGAAAAUGAGGAAAGGUGCCUGAGGAAGCCACCAUCAGAUCAGGAGAUUUAUGAAGCAUUACUUUCUAUUCCAAAGGAUUCAAGUCUGGGGCCAGAUGGUUUCAGUUCGCAAUUUUAUUUGACAUGCUGGGAGAUAGUUCGCAUGGAAGUCAGCAAUGCAGUUAUGGAAUUUUUUCAACGUAUGGAAUUACCAAGAUUUUAUACAGCGUCUUUUAUUGUUUUGAUCCCAAAGUCUAGCUUUGGAGUGCCGGGAGAUUUUUCUGAUUUGAUUAAAAAUUGUGUUACAACGCUGUGGUUUUCGAUAAUGUUGAAUGAGACCUUUAAAGGUUUUUUCAAGUCAAAGAGAGGGCUUAGACAGGGGGAUCCGCUUUCGCCAUAUUUAUUUAUAAUUAUGGAGGAGGUUCUCUCAAAGAUGAUAAAAGGAAAAGUGGCUGAAAAGAAGAUACAGCUGUUCUCUCAUCCGGUAAAUUCUCCGGUGGUCUCUCAUCUUCUAUACGCUGAUGACAUAGUUUUGUUUACCAAUGCUUCCAAAGGAACGAUUCGAUGUUUGAUGAAUGUGUUCAAACAGUAUGAGAGAUGGACGGGUCAGAAAGUUAAUUAUGAGAAGUCAGCGAUUUAUUAUUCUAAGAAGAUAUCAAAUCAGCGUAUUAAUGAUAUUCGGAGGGUGACUGGUUUUGUGCAAUGUGAGUUCCCUUGUAAAUAUUUGGGAGCUCCAAUUGUAGAUGGAAGACUGAAAGCCAGGCAUUUAGACUAUUUAGUGGCGAAGCUGUUGACUGAGGACAGUUUAUGGGCAAAUUUCUUUCGGGCUAAAUAUGUGAAGAAUAAACAAAUGUGUUUGUGGUUGGGGAGAAGAUCAGGUUCCAAUUUUUGGCGUAAAGUUGUGGAGGGAAUUCCUUUUAUCAUAGGAAACUCAAAGUGGAAGGUGCAUGAGGGGGACCUGUCAUUUUGGUAUGAUAAGUUCCUAGAUGAAGGCAUGUUAUGUGAUCUUAUACAACAAGUAGAAUAUCCUGAUAUUAGAAUUAGAGAGUUGGUGAUUAAUGAUCUAUGGGACAUUGGCAGGUUGCAAGAUAUGAUUGGUAAUCGGUUGGGGACGGAUGUUAUGGAGACUAUUGGGAAGUUGAAAAAUAAGAAGGAUGUGUUAAUUUGGCUUCCAAAUAAAAAUGGUCUUUUCUCAAUAAAAUCAGCAUGGGAUAUCCUUCGAGUUAAGGGUCAAGUUGAAGACUUGGAUCAUGUGCUUGGAAGUGGGCAGUUUGCAAGGUCUGUGUGGUGCAGGGUAUCGGCUGAAUUAGACAUUCUGUUUGUGCCUCAGCAACGGUGGAGAGAAAGGGUAUAUGCCUGGUUUAGUCGAGCAUCAAGACAGUCUCAACUGGGGAUGCUGCUGGGUUUAGUACCUGUUAUUGUGACAUGGAGGCUGUGGAAAAGGAGAUGUACAGCUCGGAUGGAAGGAAAACAUGAGAAGUUGGAGGUGGUUUGGAGAUCUGUGAUGUACUGGAUAAGGUAUGUUCUUAAGAAAAUAGGAACUGUAAAAAAAUUGUCAAAGAGGGAUAUAGAUAUUUUGAAGAAAUUGAAUGUUAAUAUUGUGGAAAAACAGAGAAGAGCGCCGAGAAUUGUGAAGUGGGCUACGCCUAGUCUGGGAAGAUUUAAGCUAAAUAUAGAUGGCAAUAAUUUAGGUAAUCCUGGAGAAGGAGGUGGUGGUGGUAUAUUGAGAGAUAAUACUGGUAUGUUGAGGUUUGCUUUUACAGAGUACUUUGGUCAUUGUACUAAUAAUGAAGCCAAACUCAGAGGGGUAUUAGAGGGUCUGUUAUUAUGCAAACAGUUAUGUUGCCCAGAUGACUAA
Messenger RNA from Carya illinoinensis, 2550 nucleotides. RefSeq lists its product as uncharacterized. Gene Ontology annotation, molecular function: nucleic acid binding; RNA-DNA hybrid ribonuclease activity. The transcript is spliced from 4 exons. Lineage: Eukaryota; Viridiplantae; Streptophyta; Magnoliopsida; Fagales; Juglandaceae. The record is from RefSeq and is a predicted model, not a curated record. Bases 1 to 2550 code for a protein of 849 amino acids.